AUGACUGAUAUAGAAGAAGUGUCUAGAAAAAAAGGGGAAUACACGACUGCAUUUUUGAAUGUAUCUCAAGAAGAAGCAGAAUUAUUACUUGGAUUUAAAAUCUAUCAAUUUUAUAAUGAUCAACUACCGAUUGAACAAUUUAUUACAAAAACAGCACCAAAAGAGUUAAAGAAAAAAAUCUUUGACCGAUUAACCGAUUGUAUGAACUCAGAAGGAUUUCCAGAAGCAACAAUUGCUCCAAUGAAUGAAUCCGUUGUGACGGAUUACGUCGGACUGAUUUUGAUGGCGAUGGUUGCUUAUAGUAAUCGUACGACACAUCGUAAUGAAUUAAUGCUAUUAAGAGAAAAACAAAUCAUCAGUAAGGACGAGCAAUAUGGUGAAAACAUAGAGUUUGUUAUAACUCAGAUGGUCCAUGUUCGAAAUACUCGAUAUAUACUUGUUGUACAAGCAAAGCGGGAUUCGCUGGGCAAAGGACUCAUACAACUCUUAUUAGCAUUGAAAUCGAUGUCGGAUAUCAAUAAUGACCAAAAAAUGGUAUAUGGUUUUGUAACAACAGCAAUAAACUGGCAAUUAAUUACUUAUGAUGGUCAACUAUGGAAACUAUCUGAACCAGCUGUUGCUUUACUUGGAAAUAUGGGAACAAAAGAAGACCGGUGGUUAAAACAGAACACGCAAAUAUUAGAUAACAAUCGUAAUCGUGGUGGUGCUGCUGCUAGACCGAUCGAUGAUAUAAUUUUAUGUUUACCAUCUACAUUUGAUUUAACUCCGCAACUAUUACUUCAACAUUUUGAUUUACUAUUAAUAAAAUUAAAUGCAUCAAAUGCUAAAUAUAUUAGUGAUGCUAUAUUAAAUGUUCGCGUAUGUCUUAUUUUGAGUUUAUUUCAUUUUAUUGGUAAAACAUGUUCGAAAGAAAAUAUAAACAUUAUUUGGAAAGUUCUUGAAAAAGCUGCAAUGGACAAUUAUCCUCCUAUAAUAAAAUCUUUAUUUGCUUCUCCUCAACGAACAUCUCGUUCUCGAUCAUCAAAACUAAAAACUUCAUUGAAAGAAAUUUUUGAAAGAUUUGUUAAAGGAACACAAUUUAAAGUAUUAGAUCAUCCAACGUCAUUAGAAGCACGCUUAUGGGCUUAG
Molecule: messenger RNA, 1128 nt
Organism: Adineta steineri
Lineage: Eukaryota; Metazoa; Rotifera; Eurotatoria; Adinetida; Adinetidae
Source: the annotation of a GenBank genome assembly